ACGUCACUCGGCGGCCAUCUUCCAACCUAGUGAUGUACCUCUAAUGUUUCUCUUGGGGCGAUUAAAGUGUGUGAAACAAGAAGAUGUUGUAUGGUGACACACACACACACACACACCGUCUUUUUGUCAUCAUUCUAUGACUAAGACCUCGAGUGACGUGGCGGAGAGGGGAACCACCGCGAAAGUGAAAGAAGCUGAUGGAAGUGUUGCACGUCAAGGAGAGACACAGAAAGACUCCAACGCCCACCAUGACGACCUCCUUGCUGCCUGCCGUGAUGGGAACAUGGCCGAGGUGAAGCGUGUCCUGGAUCUGGGUCAGGUGGACGUCAACUGUAGAGGAGAGUGGAGCCAGACACCGGUGAUGGAGCCAUCACGUUGUCGACACAGAGAGGUGGUGGAGCUGCUACUGAGUAGAGGAGCUGAUGUGUCACUGGUGGACAAGGACGGUGACAACACCCUUCACUGGGCGUGUAUAGUAAGACACGUGAGGACGGUGGAGUUGAUACUGUCCCAGGACGUGGUGGACGUCAACUGUAGAGGAGGAGGGAGGAGCCGGACACCGGUGAUGGAGGCAGCAGCAGGGUGGGGACAGAGAGAUGUGGUGGAGCUGCUACUGAGCAGAGGUGCUGAUUUGUCACUCAUGGACAAGGACGGUGACAACACCCUUCACUGGUCUUGUGAGGGAGGAGAUGUGGGGAUGGUGGAGUUGAUACAGUCCCAGGACGUGCUGGAUGUCAACUGUAGAGAAGUCCGGAGCUGGACACCAGUGAUGAGGGCUGCACUGGGGGGACACAGAGAUGUGGCUGAGCACUUACUGAGUAGAGGAGCUGAUGUGUCACUGGUGGACAUGGAGGGUAACAACAUCCUUCACUGGGCCUGUGUGGGAGCAAAUGUGGGGUUGGUGGAGUUGAUCCUAUCGCUGAACGUGGUGGACAUCAACACCAGGAAUAAAAACGGGGAGGCAUCAGCCAACUGGCCAAGAGUCUAUAGACAUCAUCAGCCGAUGGAACUCCUGGAGUCACGUGGUGCCCGGUGAAGGUGUUGUUGCUCACACUGACUUGUUGUGUGCCGUUCACGUAGUCGUGUUUUCACUUUAGGCUGUAGGUGGGAAUUAUUGUCGUGUUUCAGGAGAAAUAAAACUUGAUGAAAAC
Molecule: messenger RNA, 1151 nt
Organism: Haliotis rubra (blacklip abalone)
Lineage: Eukaryota; Metazoa; Mollusca; Gastropoda; Lepetellida; Haliotidae
Product: histone-lysine N-methyltransferase EHMT2-like
Exons: 3
Coding region: 137-1036 (299 amino acids)
Cellular component (GO): nucleus; cytoplasm
Molecular function (GO): protein binding
Source: RefSeq, a predicted model, not a curated record